This is a messenger RNA of Ictidomys tridecemlineatus (thirteen-lined ground squirrel), 4559 nucleotides long. NCBI's taxonomy places the organism in Eukaryota, Metazoa, Chordata, Mammalia, Rodentia, Sciuridae. The record is from RefSeq and is a predicted model, not a curated record.
AAACCAGGUAAGACCAAGCAUGCACUAACAGUAAUAGGUACUCAGGCCAUUUACUUGGGAAUUUUCUUUCAUGACUUUGUGGAUACUUCUUUUUACGUGCCUUGAUUUCCUCUUUUCUCUGGUGGACACAAAUGUCUGUUCCCUGUUGUUAUAUGGAGAGAUUUCUUUUCUUUCUUUCUUUCUUUUUCUUUUUUUUCUUUUUUUGAAAAGUCCAUUCAUAAAACUUUUAUUCCACUUACAUGAGGAGAGAGUUUCUAAAAAUAGGGUCUUAUGAAAUUCUUUGAAAGAAGUGACUCUGACAAGAUCAUCUGCAGCUUUGUCAGACUAUCUCUACCCACACCCUUCUUGCCAUUCUGAUAGAAGAGUAGUGGUAUCUUAGAAGGCCAGGGAGGGCUAUAAAAGGCAAAAAGGUUUCACAAUGAUUUGAUGUGCUAAUGUCUCUCCUAUAAGCACUAGAACUAGAACAAAAAGGAGGGGAUGGGUUGCUAGACUUGAUUUUGAUUUGGCUUAUCUUAGUGGAUGAUACUUAACCUUAACCUAGACACCUUCUUCACACUAACUCUUAACCUUCUUUGUACUAGUAGACCCUUCUCUUGUAGGCCUUGCUCUUGUAUGAAAACAGAAGUGCAGAAAAUUCUGGCUCAGUUAAUAUCCUCCUUAACAGCUGAGUAUCUUUACUGUCUACCUGUAAGCCCUGACUGGGAGCUUUUAAAGCUUUGGAGGCUCUCAGCAGUAGGAUUCACCUAGAGAAAGUUAAUUCUUUGCUUUUUGAUUGCUCAACAAAUUAUUUGCUGAGACAAAAAUGGGGUUGGUGGCUGGAAAUGUAGCUCAGUGGUAGAAUAUGUCUUUUUGCUUUUUGGUUGCUCAACAAAUUAUUUGCUGAGACAAAAAUGGGGUUGGUGGCUGGGAAUGUAGCUCAGUGGUAGAAUAUGUCCCUAACAUGCGUGAAGCCCUGGAUUCAAUUUCUAGCACUAGGGGAAAAAAAAUUUUUUUAAAGGUGAUGGUGGUGGCAUUGGAGUAUUCAUUAUUUAUGGUGAUUUUAUUGGUACUUAGGAAGAUCUUUUCCUUUCUAGGAAAAGAAUGAGAAUUGAUGGACUGGGGUUGUGGUUCAGCAGUAUAAUGCUCGCCUAGCACAUGUGAGGUGCUGGCUUUGAUCCUCAGCACCACAUAAAAAUAAAUAAAUAAAUAAAAUAAAGGUAUUGUGUUCAACUACAAUUUAAAAAAAUAUAUUUAAAAAAAAUAAUGAGAACUGAGGGGUAAGAUCUGGCAACUGGUAAACUGUAUAUGCUGAGAGUGUCAUAUAUUUAAUCUACAGUUAGCUUGGCUGCCUUCUUCUACCUGGCUCCCUUUUUCUAACUUCUCGACCAUAGUUUAAAAUGAAGCUCUUUGGCCUUGCUCAGACUUGUACCUGGAAGAUGGAAAGUAUCUGGCACCAAUUCGGGCUGAGUCAUUUGUGAACCGUGACUCUUGUGAUAUGCCGAAGAUUCCAGGCAGUUUCUGUGGAACAUCUCCCCGUCCAGCUCUAAUCAAGCAUCAUAUAAACAAGAAAUUGUUUGGUCAAACCUGUGAGGACUGUGCUCUGACUGCCAAAAAGAUCAGUACUGACAUCAGAAUGGCAGCUACUCUCAAAUUAUUAAAACCUUUAAAAUAUCAAGCAUUUCGCGAUUCUUUUGCCUACAGUGCCACCCAAAGUGUGGCAUAUUGGAAUAUGGGAAGCAAUAUACGACAUAGGGGAAAGGCCCCUCCUGAGCGUAGUAGUUCCUGCCAUCCUGCCAGAAAAGUUAAGAACGUUGGUAGUGGUACCUUUUCUCAGAGGGUCUUCACAAUCAGCAGUGCCUUUCUGGGUUUGGAAUUCAGCAAAGCUUCUACCUCUAAAGCCAGGAAGUUGCAGCUGGACUCACCCAGGACUAUGAAAAUUGAUGAAGAGGAUGUAGAAGUUUUUGAUUCCUUUGAAGGCACCCGAGUUUUCCUACAGCUAAGGCCAGAAUACCAGCUUCACAGCUAUAACAGAUCUGAGACUUGUCAGCCCCUCUCUGUUUCAGAAGGCGAACUAAUUUUGCACAAAGUCACAGUUUAUCAAAGUAACCUUCAACCUCAAAUCAUUGCUGAUUAUUUCUGUAAGCUGAGCUCUUUGCCUACAGAACAGCAUCCUGUUUUGCUGACAAGUACCAGCUUUGCUCUGCUCUGCCAAUUGAGUGUGAAAAAUAUACAAGUCUUUGAUAUUCCAGAUCUAAUCAGUAUUUUGAAAGCCUUUGUUAGUUUAGGAAUUCCUCACUCUCAUUCAAUGCUAGAUGUGUAUGAAACCAGGUUUUGUCAACAGGUAUGGGAGAUGAGUCUGAAUCAGCUUCUCUUGGUGGCUGAUCUCUGGCGGUGCUUAGGUCUCAGAGUACCUCAGUUUUUAAAAAUUUUUUUUAGUUACCUUAAUUUGCACUGGAAAGAUCUAUCCUUGUCCCAGCUGAUUCACUUAAUUUAUAUUAUAGGUGAAAGUCGACAGGUGCCUCAGGACCUAAUGCAAAAACUGGAAUUAUUGAUCCUUAAGUAUAUAGAUUUGAUCAACUUAGAGGAGGUUGGUACAAUCUGUUUGGGAUUCUUUAAGUCAAGUAGUAGUCUCUCUGAAUUUGUAAUGCGGAAACUUGGAGAUUUGGCUUGUGCUGACAUGGAGCAUCUGAGUAGUCAUGCCUUAGUGCAUAUUCUUAAAAUGUUCAGAUUCACUCAUGUGGAUCAUGUAAAUUUCAUGAAGCGCUUUGGAGAGAUAGCUCCUCAGCGAAUUCCUUCCCUGGGGGUUCAGGGUGUUAUGCACCUGACUCUUGCCUGCUCAGCUUUACACUUUCUGGAUGAAGGAGUAAUGAAUGCCGUGGCUGCUUCUUUGCCUCCUAGAGUAGUGCACUGUCGCAGUAAAGAUAUUGCCAAAAUUCUGUGGUCAUUUGGAACUCUGAAUUAUAAGCCACCCAACACAGAAGAAUUUUAUUCUAGCCUGAUCAAUGAAAUUCACAGAAAGAUGCCUGAAUUCAACCAAUAUCCAGAACACCUGCCCACCUGCCUGCUGGGUCUGGCAUUUUCGGAGUACUUUCCAAUAGAGCUUAUUGAUUUUGCCUUGAGUCCAGGGUUUGUCAAGCUAGCUCAGGAGAGAAGUAAAUUUGAACUCACCAAGGAACUGUACACUCUUGAUGGUACAGUUGGUGUUGAGUGUCCAGAUUAUAGAGGCAGUCGUCUUAGUUCUUACCUUCAGCAAGAGGCAUCUGCUAAGCUUUGGAAUUUAGCAAGGAAAGAUAUGAACUCAAAGCCUGAAUUCCUAGAAGCUCUCUCUUUACUUGAGACCAUGUUGGGAGGCCCCCAGUACAUCAAGCACCAUAUGAUUUUGCCUCAUACUCGGUCUUCUGACUUAGAGGUCCAGCUUGACAUUAACAUGAAGCCAUUACCAUUUAAUAAAGAAGCCAUACCAGCUGAUGAUGUAGCCAAAUUAAAGCUUAAGCAUGUAGGAGUCAGCCUUACAGAUAAUUUGAUGAAUCAGUUGCUGAAAGGGAAAGCAAGAGGGCAUUUCCAGGGGAACAGUGAGUCAGAGACUUUGCAGCAGCCUGUAAAGUCAGAGAAAGAAUCCUUGGGGAAUUUUCUUUCAAAUAUGGCAGGUAGAUUGGGAGCUGUGGAGAUGACUGGCCUGCAUCCCUCAGCCCAUGUGCAGGCCCCACCAGUGAAGCUGGCUAUUCAGUUGACGAACAGGAACCAAUAUUGCUAUGGUUCCAGGGAUCUGCUUGGACUGCACAAUAUGAAGAGGCGGCAGCUGGUUCGGCUUGGGUACCAUGUGGUAGAAUUAUCCUACUGGGAAUGGCUCCCACUACUAAAACGAACUCGUUUAGAGAAGCUGGCUUUCCUCCAUGAGAAAGUGUUCACUUCUGUUCUCUAAAGGGCUUUCAUGGGUAUUUUUACUCUAAACUGUUGGUGUACACAGGUUGAGCAUCCCUAAUUUGAAAAUCCAAAACGUUCCAGAAUCUGGAACUUUGAAUACCACCAUGACCAUUCACUUUGGAUUUUAGACUUUUGGAUUAGGGAUAUUCAAAUGGUAGUCUAUGCAGAUAUUUCUUAAUCUGAAGCAACUCAAAGUCUUUCUUGUCUCAAGCUUUUUUUUUUUUUUUUUUUUUUUUUUAAUUAGGAACUGAGCCAGAGGCUCCACAUUCUGACCCUUUUUUUUGUUGUUGUUUUGAGACAGGGUCUUGCUAAGUUGCUUAGGACCUCUCUAAGUUGAUGAGGCUAGCUUUAAACUUGCUAUUUUCCUGCCUCAGCCUCCCCAGCCACUGGGAAUACGGGUGUGCGCUGCUGCGCCCAACCUGGUCCCGAGCAUUUUGAAUAAAAUCAUACUCAAUUUAUAGAGCAAAAUAAUUAUAAAAGCCAGAAUGUAAAUUUAGUAAUAAAAUAAUCUGUUGAAGAGAAUUAAUCAUGGUGUUAUCUGUUACAGAUUGAGCUAAUAUAUGUUAACUGUGAAUUAAUUGUGACCUGUAGCAGUAAUAAGUUAUUGCUAAUUUGUGCAUAUUACUCUUAGUAAGUAAUAAACAUUUUAAAAUGUC